Molecule: messenger RNA, 926 nt
Organism: Physcomitrium patens
Lineage: Eukaryota; Viridiplantae; Streptophyta; Bryopsida; Funariales; Funariaceae
Product: photosystem I reaction center subunit XI, chloroplastic-like
Biological process (GO): photosynthesis
Cellular component (GO): chloroplast thylakoid membrane; photosystem I reaction center; photosystem I
Source: RefSeq, a predicted model, not a curated record
AUUCCAUCCGCAGCCCGCCUUAUUCGUCCUACUACAAGCACUAGAGCAAACCCCGCUCUUCUCCCGCCUGUGCACUGCCGGUCCCGACUGCAAUCCUGUAAUUCUAGGCACAGGGUAGCGAGAAUUCGAGCUAGCAAUGGCGGCCGCAGCUAUGACUAGGGCCGGGGGACUCCUCGCCAUGGAGCGCGUGCAGCGCGUGAGCAAGACGACGGGCGCCGUAAGCAAUAGGACAUUUUUGGGUAACGUGAGGGGUCUGCGCGCCACCUCUGCUCCGCAGGCACUGCGAGUGAAGGUCAUGGCUGUCAGGGCUGGAGCUGAGAAGUACCAGGUGAUCGAGCCCCUCAACGGCGACCCUUUCAUCGGUGGGUUCGAGACGCCCGUCACCAGCAGCCCGCUUAUCGCAUGGUACCUGUCGAAUUUGCCCGCAUACCGCACUGCGGUUGCGCCAUUGCUUAGGGGAGUUGAGAUCGGCCUCGCUCACGGAUACCUCCUGGUGGGUCCUUUUGUUUUGGCCGGACCUUUGAGAAACUCUGCCGUCAGGGGCGAAGCCGGAAGUCUUGCCGCUGCAGGUCUUGUGACGAUUCUCACCAUGUGCUUGACGAUCUACGGCAUUGCCUCUUUUAAGGAAGGAGAAGCCUCCAAGGCGCCGAGCCUGACCUUGACUGGAAGGCAAAAGGAGGCCGACAAGCUUCAAACCGCCGAGGGAUGGGCGAGCUUCACCGGGGGUUGGUUCUUCGGUGGAUUGUCGGGUGUGGCCUGGGCAUAUUUCUUGCUCUAUGUAAUCAACCUCCCAUAUCCCGUGAAAUAGAUUCGUGGAUAGUCUUGCCUUAGGCAAAACCACAAUUGUAAACUGGUUCUAUUUCUCUCCUGAGGCAGAGCAUUUUGCUUCCUGUUUAUACAAAUCCUCUUGCCUGUGCGUCUCCAUA